Messenger RNA from Metarhizium acridum CQMa 102, 1254 nucleotides. Lineage: Eukaryota; Fungi; Ascomycota; Sordariomycetes; Hypocreales; Clavicipitaceae. The record is from RefSeq and is a predicted model, not a curated record.
AUGGCACCAUCCUUUUUGAAGGGCUAUUUCGGCUUUGGGGGAAAUCCUACCGUGGACGAGCUCGAGGAGGGAAAAAACCCUAUUCGUGCCUUGCCCGCCAGCUGGUACACCUCGCAAGACCUCUACGAGCUUGAAAGGCGAGCCAUCUUCUCCAAGAAGUGGCUCCUUACAACGCACAAGUCCAGGCUUGCCAAGCAGGGUGAUUGGCUACGGUAUGACGUGGCCGGCUUUCAGUUCAUCAUCACUCGAGACCGACAAGACAGCAUCAACGCCUUCCACAAUGUUUGCAGGCACCGAGCAUUCCCAAUUGUAACCAGAGAGACUGGUCACAACAGCGUGCUGGCCUGUAAGUACCACGGGUGGUCGUAUGGAUUAAAUGGGAAGCUGGCAAAGGCACCCGGAUACCAGGACAUGGAGGACUUUGACAAGUCCAAAAAUGGCCUGUUCCCUCUCCAUGUCCACGUCGACAAGAACGGAUUCGUCUGGGUAAAUAUGGAUGCGAAUGAGGUGCCCGAAGUUUCAUGGGAGCAGGACUUUGAAGGGGUUGAUGAGCAACCGCGAUUCAAAAAUUACAACUUCGACGACUACGUGUUUGACCACACGUGGGAGAUGGAGGGAGACUACAACUGGAAGAUCCUGGCAGAUAACUACAAUGAGUGUUAUCACUGCAAGACAACCCAUCCAGACAUUCCCACCAUAGCAGAUUUGAACUCGUAUUACGUCGAGACAAAGGGCUGCCAUAUUCAACACUUUGGAAACCCGAAACCGGAGCAAAUUGCGCGCGGGCUCAACGUCGCCAGCACAUAUUUUUUCCCUAAUGCGUCGAUGAACGUCUCGCCACACUUCUUCUUCAUGCAGAGGUUUGUGCCUGUCAGCCCAGGAAAGGCGGUGAUGAAGUACGAAGUCUACAGAAACAAGAAUUCCAGUGAUGAGGAUUUCAAGCUCAUUGAUGACAUGUACAAGCGAAUCAUGUCCGAGGACAAGGUUCUUUGUGCCAAUGCCCAGAGGAACAUCAAUGCUGGUGUGUUUAUCAACGGCGAAAUGCACCCCAAGAUGGAAAAGGGCCCGUUGUAUUUCCAGAAGCUGGUGCGACAACAGUUGACGGAGCACCAUCAGUUAGAGACGGACAUGGGCGAGGAGAUAUGGCCGGCGCGUCAGACCUUGCCAAAGAGUGCUGUGGCGACGGAGAAGGACAUCAGUUUUUGUUCGGCGGUGGACUGCUGCAAGCUCAACCGGGUCGCUGUAGAGGUGUAG